Messenger RNA from Sebastes umbrosus (honeycomb rockfish), 1402 nucleotides. RefSeq names its product coiled-coil domain-containing protein 152-like. The transcript is spliced from 8 exons. The coding region runs from base 127 to 930 and encodes 267 amino acids. NCBI's taxonomy places the organism in Eukaryota, Metazoa, Chordata, Actinopteri, Perciformes, Sebastidae. The record is from RefSeq and is a predicted model, not a curated record.
CUGAAGAGCCGCAUGAUGCUGACCCCUGAUCUAGCACAACCUUAGUGUAGCCUCAAUUGAACUAAAGCAGUAAACAUAUAUUAUUACUUUGUUACUACAGUCUUUGCUCUUUCUUAGACUAGUAAAAUGAUGAAGUUAAACUGUGUUAAUCUCGACAGCUUCAUGGAGGAGUUUACUCAACUAGAACUGAAAAUCACAGAGGUUAAUGGCAAAAACAACAUGAUGGAGAUCAUGCUGGAGGAUGCCAAUAGACUCAUGAAGUUCCAUCUGACCAAGGAGAGAAGUGUGAUUGAGGAGAGAGAUAGUCUUCUUGUCACAGUGAACAGACUGCAGCAGACUCUGCAGGAGCAGUGCAACCUCAGGGUGGAGAAUGAGAGACUGAAGAACUAUAUGGCGGACGUGAAACAACAGAAUGAGAGAACCGCAGAGGAUGGAGAAGCUGAGCUCCAGCAGCUUGUCGGUGAUAUGAGAGCAGAAGCAGAGAGACACAAGAGGGAGCUAGAGGCUGCAAGACAGCAGUGCAGGAGAGAGGUGGAGGAUGCCCACAGCCAGCGUUUCCAUCAGUUGGAAGCUAAAGAUGCUGAGGUGAAGAGUCUGCUGGAGAAAAAGGAUCUGGAUCUGGAGGAGUUGAAGAGGAGGCUGAAAGACCAGGAGAGGGAGAGGCAGAGCGAGCUCCUGAAGUUACAGAUGGAGUUUGGUGCCAAGUUAGCCAGAGUUCAGAGUGCAGCUCAGUGGAGCCAACAGCAGCAGCAGCAGCAGCAACACGGCUCCAACCUUCUUCCACAGAGUGUCUUCAAGAGGAAGCUGCAGUUUUUCCAGGAGGAGAAGAAUAAGGAGAUUGUGGCUCUGCGUCAGAGAAUCAAAGAGCUGGAAGAGAACCAGCGCGCCGGCGGCUUCCACGACAGCCGUCUGAAGAGGAGAAAGAUGUAGUUUGUCUAGAGGCUAGCAAGCUGUUGACCUGUCAGCUCUGCAGGUGCAUGAAUCUCCUGACUUUCUAGGAGGGCAGGAGUGACUUAAAGUGUUUUUGAAAUUUCCAGAUUUAUAAUUCAGUUGCAUUUCAAAGCAAAAUUCAGUUCCUCAGAGUUGUAUUUUACAGAUCACUUAUUUAUCUAUGAUGCUUCUUGUGCACUGUCAUGCUCGACUAGAUUUGCAGUUUCACCAACCCUGCUUGCAGCUGACUCUCAGUGUGCAGAGAGCACAUGUAAAUACAGGCUGUAUUCCUAUCUAAGGCUUUAAUCCAAUCAGACGCCUGCAUGGGAGGGCAGCUGGGGGGAGGCGCUGAAGCAGGAGAAACGCACUUCUGAGUGAAUCAGUUAGCUGGAAGGCCAAUCCCACUUAAUUAAACGUGUUUAUCUCCUUUGAUUCAAAGAAAAAAAUAAAUUAUUUAUCAAAUUUCUCCUAA